Messenger RNA from Aspergillus affinis, 783 nucleotides. Its product is annotated as 18S rRNA pseudouridine methyltransferase. The transcript is spliced from 3 exons. Gene Ontology annotation, cellular component: nucleolus; small-subunit processome. The record is from RefSeq and is a predicted model, not a curated record. NCBI's taxonomy places the organism in Eukaryota, Fungi, Ascomycota, Eurotiomycetes, Eurotiales, Aspergillaceae. Gene Ontology annotation, biological process: rRNA base methylation. Gene Ontology annotation, molecular function: rRNA binding; rRNA (pseudouridine) methyltransferase activity. The coding region runs from base 1 to 783 and encodes 260 amino acids.
AUGUCGGAUUCUGUUCAAGUAGCAGGAAAGAGAAAGCGUGCCAGGACCCAGUCCUGCCCUCCUCCCGAACUGCCUCAGCUUGUCGCUGAGCAACAUGUCCCCAUCUCCGCUCACGAUAAGGAGACCCAGCGUUUGAUCGUCGUCCUGUCUCAUGCAAGCUUGGAAACUUUCCGCGCCUCUCAUGGCGGACGCAGCGGCACCAACCGUGAUGAAAAAUACUCCUUGCUCAACAGCGACGAGCAUAUCGGUGUGAUGCGCAAGAUGAACAGAGACAUUAGCGAGGCUCGACCGGAUAUUACCCAUCAGUGUCUCCUCACCCUCCUCGACUCGCCCGUCAACAAGGCCGGUAAACUUCAGAUCUACAUUCACACCGCUAAGGGUGUCCUGAUCGAAGUGAACCCUAGCGUUCGCAUUCCUCGUACUUUCAAGCGAUUUGCCGGUUUGAUGGUCCAAUUGCUGCACCGACUCUCGAUUCGCUCCACCAACUCGCAAGAGAAGCUGCUCAAGGUGAUCAAGAACCCUAUCACCGACCACCUGCCCCCGAACUGCCGCAAGGUCACCCUCAGUUACGAAGCCCCCGUGGUGCGCACUCGGGACUAUAUCGAAUCGCUGGGCCCCAAGGAGAGCUGCUGUAUCUUUGUCGGAGCCAUGGCCAAGGGCCACGAUGACUUUGCCGACUCCUUCAAGGACGACACCAUCAGUAUCAGUAACUAUAGUCUGAGUGCCAGUGUGGCCUGUAGCAAGUUCUGCCACGCCGCCGAGGAAGUGUGGGACAUCGUCUGA